UCCCAAUUCCCCUUCUCGGCACCCCCUGAGACGGAGGACAGGGAGGCGAGGCUCGCCCUUCCCGGCCCCCCCGACCACGCCUUGUCCAGUGGCAUCCGGCUGCCCCUUCGGCGGACUACUUUUCCUGCCGCGGAGGUACUACUUCUGCGGAAGCAUCGGGGCUGGCGGCGCGCACGACAUGGCGGCGGCGCGCCUGAGCUAGAGGGACGCUGGCCCGGUCAGGCCUCGGCGCGGCCUAUACGCUUCGCUCGCUCGCUCGCUCCCGCCCUUCGCCCCACGGCUGGCCAUGGCCGAGUCGUCGCCAGCCCGACGCCCGGUGCCCCUCAUCGAGUCGGAGCUGUACUUCUUGAUCGCCCGCUACCUGUCGGCCGGCCCGUGUCGGAGAGCCGCCCAGGUGCUGGUGCAGGAGCUGGAGCAGUAUCAGUUGCUGCCGAAGAGGCUGGAUUGGGAGGGCAACGAGCACAGCAGGAGCUACGAGGAAUUGGUCUUGUCCAAUAAACAUGUGGCUCCUGAUCAUCUGUUGCAAAUCUGCCAGCGCAUCGGUCCCAUGUUGGAUAAAGAAAUUCCACCCAGUAUUUCAAGAGUCACUUCUUUACUUGGUGCAGGAAGGCAGUCUUUGCUACGUACAGCAAAAGACUGCAGGCACACAGUUUGGAAGGGCUCUGCCUUUGCUGCUCUUCAUAGAGGAAGACCUCCCGAAAUGCCGGUGAAUUACGGUUCCCCACCAAGCCUUGUGGAGAUACAUCGAGGCAAACAACUCACAGGGUGUUCCACUUUUAGCACAGCAUUUCCAGGAACUAUGUACCAGCAUAUAAAAAUGCACAGGAGGAUUCUUGGACAUCUAUCUGCUGUUUACUGUGUAGCAUUUGAUAGGACAGGACAUAGAAUCUUUACAGGUUCAGAUGAUUGUUUGGUGAAGAUUUGGUCAACACACAAUGGUCGCCUAUUAUCCACAUUAAGAGGCCAUUCUGCAGAAAUUUCAGAUAUGGCAGUAAACUAUGAGAAUACGAUGAUUGCUGCAGGGAGCUGUGAUAAAAUCAUCAGAGUGUGGUGCUUGAGGACCUGUGCCCCAGUGGCUGUGCUCCAGGGACACACAGGGUCAAUUACAUCUUUACAGUUUAGCCCAAUGGCCAAAGGCUCUCAAAGGUACAUGGUCUCUACUGGUGCUGAUGGGACAGUUUGUUUUUGGCAGUGGGAUUUAGAAUCUCUGAAAUUCAGUCCACGUCCCUUGAAGUUUACUGAAAAGCCUAGACCAGGUGUUCAGAUGCUUUGUUCUUCUUUUAGUGUUGGUGGUAUGUUUCUGGCCACUGGCAGUACUGAUCAUGUAAUCAGAAUGUAUUUUUUGGGUUUUGAAGCACCUGAAAAAAUUGCAGAACUUGAAAGCCACACUGAUAAAGUUGACAGUAUCCAAUUUUGUAACAAUGGGGACCGGUUUUUAAGUGGUAGCAGAGAUGGAACAGCACGGAUUUGGAGAUUUGAGCAGUUAGAAUGGAGAAGCAUUUUAUUGGAUAUGGCUACCAGAAUCUCAGGGGACUUAACUUCUGAAGAAGAAAGAUUCAUGAAACCCAAAGUAACAAUGAUAGCUUGGAAUCAGAAUGAUAGCAUUGUUGUCACAGCUGUGAAUGAUCAUGUCCUCAAAGUAUGGAAUUCUUAUACUGGACAAUUGCUUCAUAACUUACUGGGACAUGCUGAUGAAGUAUUUGUUUUGGAGACACAUCCCUUUGAUUCCAGAAUUAUGUUAUCUGCAGGACAUGAUGGCAGCAUAUUUAUAUGGGAUGUUACAAAAGGUACCAAGGUGAAACAUUAUUUUAAUAUGAUUGAAGGACAAGGGCAUGGAGCUGUAUUUGACUGUAAGUUUUCACAGGAUGGACAGCAUUUCGCCUGUACAGACUCUCAUGGGCACCUUCUGAUAUUUGGGUUUGGAUGCAGCAAGCCAUAUGAAAAGAUUCCUGAUCAGAUGUUCUUCCAUACUGACUAUCGACCUCUGAUUAGAGAUUCUAAUAAUUAUGUCUUAGAUGAACAAACUCAGCAGGCUCCUCACCUUAUGCCUCCACCAUUCUUAGUAGAUGUAGAUGGAAAUCCUCAUCCAACUAAGUACCAGAGAUUAGUACCAGGCCGAGAAAAUUCUGCAGAUGAACAUUUGGUUCCACAGCUAGGCUAUGUGGCAACAAGUGAUGGAGAGGUAAUUGAACAAAUUAUAAGCCUACAAACUAAUGAUAGUGGCGAAGGAAGCCCAGAAUCCAGUGUUCUUGAUGGGAUGAUAAGACAGUUGCAACAGCAGCAAGAUCAGAGAAUGGGAGCUGGUCAGGACACUAGUCCAAAUGGACUUCCAAAUGGGGAAGAAACACCACGAAGAGGUUUUAGAAGACUAAGCUUAGAUAUCCAGUCCCCUCCAAAUAUUGGUCUGCGUCGGAGCGGACAAGUUGAAGGUGUUCGUCAGAUGCACCAGAACGCUCCCCGUAGUCAGAUUGCUACAGAGCGAGACCUGCAGGCCUGGAAACGGAGAGUGGUUGUACCAGAGGUACCACUAGGCAUAUUUAGGAAAUUGGAAGACUUCAGAAUAGAGAAAGGUGAAGAAGAAAGAAAUCUUUAUGUAAUUGGGAGAAAAAAGAAGACUCUUCAGCUGUCACAAAAGUCCGAGUCGGUGGUUUUGAUGUCACAGUCUAGGCAGAGGACAUGCAGGCGUAAAUAUCCAAAUUACGGUAGAAGAAAUGUUGGACGGAUUGAGUUAUCUUCUGGAAAUGAGUCUUCAAGCUCUAUAAGACAUGAGACCUCCUGUGAUCAGAGUGAAGGUUCUUGUUCUUCGGAAGAAGAAGAAUGGAAAAGUGAUAGAAGAAGUGAAAGUGAUAGUGAAAGUUCAAGUGACUCUUCAUCUCAAUAUUCUGAUUGGACAGCUGAUGCAGGCAUCAAUUUGCAGCCCCCUUUAAGAACUUCGUCUCGUCGGCGUGUCACCCGAUUUUGCAGUAGUUCAGAGGAUGAGGUGUCUACUGAGAACUUAUCUCCUCCUAAAAGGAGACAAAAGAGAAAGAAAGAAAAUAAGCCCCCAAAAGAGAAUUUGCGGAGAAUGACUCCGUCAGAGCUUGCAAAUAUGGAACAUUUGUAUGAAUUUCAUCCUCCAGUUUGGAUAACCGACACCACACUUCGAAGGUCUCCUUUUGUUCCACAAAUGGGUGAUGAGGUAAUAUAUUUUCGACAGGGUCAUGAAGCUUAUAUUGAGGCUGUCAGAAGAAAUAACAUUUAUGAACUGAACUGUAACAAAGAGCCAUGGAGAAAAAUGGAUCUUAGGGAUCAAGAAUUGGUCAAAAUUGUUGGAAUACGCUAUGAGGUUGGGCCCCCUACACUCUGUUGCCUCAAACUGGCAUUUAUAGAUCCUGCAUCUGGGAAACUUAUGGACAAAUCUUUCUCUAUUAGAUACCAUGAUAUGCCAGAUGUUAUUGACUUUCUUGUGUUGCGCCAGUUUUAUGAUGAAGCAAGACAGAGGAAUUGGCAAUCUAGUGACAGAUUCCGUUCUAUCAUUGACGAUGCCUGGUGGUUUGGAACAGUGCUAAGUCAAGAGCCCUAUCAGCCACAGUACCCUGACAGUCAUUUCCAGUGUUACAUUGUUAGGUGGGACAACACUGAAAUUGAAAAGCUUAGCCCAUGGGAUAUGGAACCGAUUCCUGAUAAUGUUGAUCCACCUGAAGAAUUAGGAGCUAGUAUUUCUGUCACUUCAGAUGAGCUAGAGAAAUUGCUCUACAAACCACAAGAUGGUGAAUGGGGUCAUAAAUCGAGAGAUGAAGAAUGUGAACGAAUUAUUAGUGGUAUAGAUCAACUUUUGAAUCUUGAUAUAGCGGCAGCUUUUGCAGGUCCAGUGGAUCUGUGUACGUACCCGAAGUACUGUACUGUAGUGGCUUACCCAACUGACCUUUACACAAUUCGAAUGAGACUUGUUAAUCGAUUUUACAGGAGGCUGUCUGCAUUGAUUUGGGAAGUCAGAUAUAUAGAACAUAAUGCCAGGACAUUUAACGAACCCGAGAGUGUAAUUGCACGAUCAGCUAAGAAGAUAACUGACCAACUUUUAAAAUUUAUCAAGAAUCAAGACUGUACAGAUAUCUCAGAACUUUCUAUCACUUCUGAAAAUGAUGAGCAAAAUGCCAAAUCUUUGGAUGAUAGUGAUCUCCCUAAAACAUCUUCUGGAAGGAGAGUCCAUGCUUGGAAAAAAAGGAGUGGCAAAGCAAGCAACUAUGUUGAAAGCAACUGGAAGAAACAGUGUAAGGAACUAGUGAACUUAAUUUUUCAAUGUGAAGAUUCUGAACCAUUUAGACAACCUGUUGAUUUGGUUGAAUAUCCAGACUACAGAGAUAUUAUAGAUACUCCAAUGGAUUUUGGAACAGUAAGGGAAACUUUAGAAGCGGAAAAUUAUGACAGCCCUUUGGAAUUUUGCAAAGACAUCCGGUUGAUAUUUAGCAACGCAAAAGCAUACACGCCAAAUAAAAGAUCAAAGAUUUAUAGUAUGACUUUGAGACUCUCUGCCUUAUUUGAAGAAAAAAUGAAGAAAAUAUCCUCUGAUUUUAAAAUUGGUCAAAAAUUCAAUGAAAAACUUCGAAGAAGCCAGAGGUUCAGGAGACAGCAAAAUUGUAACCGUGUCAAUCAGGCUAACAGAAGUAUCAGAAAUAUGAAGCAGAAGCGUUUAAAAUCUCAGACGAGAGUAGUUACUGAGUCGGUGGGUUCUCCUACCCAGUCUACUUCCAGUCAGGCAGCUUACUCUGCGAGCCACAAGACAAGCGCCAGUGUCUCUUCAGGCGUCACUUCUGGCGACUCUUCCGAUUCAACAGGAUCAUCAGAAAGAAUAAGAAGAAAUAGAACUGUCACUCUAACAAAUGGUUCUGCCUUAUCUGAAAGUGAAAUGGAAGAUUCCUUAGGUACCUCUUCAUCAUCUUCAGCUUCAAGUAGUUCUGAGGAAAGCAAGGAGAGUUCAAGAGCUCGCGAACCCUCCUUACGUGGAAGGCUGGCCAGGAGCAGCAGCCUCAGAGUGACCAGAACCAGAGCUGCCCAGAGAAAAACUGGUCCAGUUUCUUUAGAAAAUGGAUGUGGCAGAAAAGCCACUAGAAAGAGGGUCUAUUUAAGUGACUCUGAUAACAAUUCAGCGGAGACUGGUGGAAGUCUAAAAGCUCGAGCUGGAAAUAACCGGAAGGUGCUACGAAAGUGUGCUGCUGUGGCUGCCAAUAAGAUAAAGCUGAUGAGUGACGCAGAGGAAAAUUCUAGCUCUGAAAGUGUCUGUUCUGGCCGUAAGCUGCCUCACCGCAAUGCUUCUGCUGUAGCUAGAAAAAAGUUAUUAUAUAAUUCUGAAGAUGAUCAGAGCUUAAAAUCAGAAACUGAAGAAGAGGAGCUAAAAGAAAAAAAUCAACCAUCACCAGGGUCCAGCUCUCAUGCUGCCCAGAAUAAUGUGAGUGAAUCUGAAAACAGAGAUUCGGAGUCAGAAAGUGACUUGCAGGUAGUCCGGAAAAGUUGGCACGCUAAUGGUUACAAGUCACACACUCCAACAACUUCUAAAACAAAAUUUCUUAAAAUAGAGUCCUCUGAGGAAGACUCUAAAAGUCAUGGUUCAGAUAACGGACGCAACAGAACUACUGGCCCGUCAACUUCUGGGCAGAAACUUAAGGCAAGAAGCAUCUCAGGGGAGGAGGAGGAAGCAGAUUCUGAACCAAGAAAAUAUGAUGGUAGGAAAUACAACACGGGUUGCAAGAAUGCUGCUUUCCUUAAAAAAGCAAAGAUCUUCAGUGAUUCAGAGGACUCUGAAUCUGAAGAAGAUAGAAAAGAUGGUAGAUGUCACAAAAUGGCAACAACAAACCUGAUGUCAGGAAAUCUGAAGUGCGAACCUAUUGCUGGGUCCCACUGUUUCUCAGAUCAUGUAUCUGAAACUGAUUUGGAUUCAGAUGAUGACAAAACAAAAAACAAACCAAACAAUUUUAUGAAAGAUUCUGCAUCACAAGACCAUGGACAAAGAAGAAAAGUGUCCAGGAAAAGGGUCUGUUCCAGUGACUCAGAGAGCAAUUCAAAGGUGGUUAAGAAAUCCUCCAAAGCCAAAACGGGUCUCCUAAGGAUUCCUCGAAGAUGUGCAACCACCGCUGCCAGUAAGAUUAAACUUAUGAGUGAUGUGGAAGAUGUUAGUUUAGGAAGCAUGUGUACUAGAAGCAAAAGUGGAAGGAAAAAGCCCCUCCAUUUUGCAUGUGCCACAGCUAAGACGACAGUGAGCGAUUCCGACGCAGAUGUAAACUGUGAAGUGCCAAACGACCAGGAUGCCUGUGAAGGAGAGUCACCUGAAGUUGACUCAGAAGGUAGUACAAAGAGCAUCCAUCAGUCUUCAAAUGGAGACUCAGGUUCUGAAGGUAUGUCAGACUCAGAACAUAGGCACAGGCCUGUGAGGCAUACCAAUAAUCACAAAACAAAAGCUGCACCUUCUAGAACCAAGAAUUUGUUGAUUGGGUCUUCAGAGGAAGAUUCAAAAAGCCAUAUUCCAGGGGGUGAGAGUGGUAGAAAAUUGUCUUCCGAGUCAGCUUCGGAGCAGAAAGACACCGCAGAGACUAACUUUGAAGAGGAGCUGAACUACGGGCUGCGCAGGUGGAACGGCAGAAGACUUAGGACCUACGGGAAGGCUCCUUUCAGCAAGACGGAAGUGAUCCAGGACUCGCAGGAAGCAGCCAAGACAGACGUAAAAAGAAAGAGACUACAUCCUGAGUUGGGGAAUGUGAAAACUUCAGAAACAACAGGGAAUCCCGAGUGUGCGCCUGACACUAGCCCCAGGUCUGAUUCAGAGUUGGGGUCUGUAACUGAAUCGGAUGUAGACUGUGCCGAUGAGACAAAAACCAAAAAGAGGAAAAUGAGAGGAAAAGCAAAAGUAGUUAGAAAAGGUAAAAGUUUUACAGCUAACGUAUCUAAAACUGUGAGGCGACAAAGACAGAGCAAGCGCCCUAGGUUGAGUGUGGAUGAUAAUGACUGGGAGGAUUUGGACUAUGCAAAAUCUAAGCGAGUUCUUCGGCGUUCAAAAAUAAAAACGAGAAAUCAGGGUAGAAGGACCGUGAGAUACCACGAUGGGGAUGAUGACAGAAACUUAGAAAAUGUGUUAGAUUUUGAUGAUUGCACCUUAUGACCUUGAGGGAAGACCAGUUCAUUUAAACAGAAAAUGGACUGGAGUUUAUGGUGAAACCUGGCUGUUGAAAUUAUUUUUUUGUCCUAAAAUUCAGGGAAUAUAUUUAUAUUUUUCUAUGAAAAGUUAUGAAUGUGACUAAAUCAUGACUGUUAUUUUUAUUUGCACUUGCUUGCCUUUGUAGCAGCAUUCAGCACAGGUGCCAAAAUAUGCUUCAUUUUGGGGGCAGAUCUACUUAAACAGUAUGUGACUACAUACAUGUAGCAGGAGUUCGAGAUAUGUUAAACACUAGACAUCCUGGUUAUCAUAACCAAUGAGCAUUACUUUCAUGGUAGCAAGUGCCAUGCAGAUGUUUUCUGAAUUCGUGAAGAGGUGGUCGUUUCUAACCCAUGUCCCAUUGUAGUAGAACAAUUUCACAUGACCUGUGUUUACGGAUUUUUCAUGAAUAUUACGUGCAUACCGACAUUACAAUCAUGGGGGGUGUUGACCAUGAUUAGUAGUAGGGAAAGUAUCUACCACUUUUUUUUCUUUCCCAGGCUACUUUAGAAUGCAUUAUCCCAGAUUUGGUCAUUUUCAUUGAAAUGGUUUUCAGUUUUCUUUCCAAAUACUGUUGAGUCUCUUUAUUUUAAAGUAAAAUAUCAUUUUUAUUUUAUAAACUUGAAUUUAUAAAGUGCUGGUAAAUUAUUUUUAAUGUUUUGAUUGUAUAUUUCAAACCUCUAAGGCCAGACCUUCGUCCUAGCAUUUUCUUUUAAAUUGUGCACUAACAAAAUGCCAUGUCAUUUUCUUUCCAAGAUCUCCUGGUCUCUAUGUAAGGGAUUUAACCAAACUCUUGGUCUUCCAUAGUCUUACUCUGUGAAUUAGAGGAAUUUGUGUGCCUUAGAUUUAGGAGAAGUUUGUUCUUUAAUAGAGUGUACAGGACUAAAAGUGUUUAAAUUAUAUGUAGUUUCCCCCAUUUUUACUGAAAUCGUAGGGUUGAGUGAAGUGUGCAAUUACAGAUCUCAUCUAUCCAGGAAACCAGUUCAAUGUUACUCUCCAUCUCUUUGUUUUAGCUUUGCUGCCUUGUGCAAUCUCAAGCAUUCUUCGCUGGGCAACUAAGUGUAUCUUUAUUAGUGACCUCUAGUUACAAUCGAAGAAAGUCAUGUUUUGUGGGAAAAUAAUUUUGGAAUCCAUUUAAAGUGAAACUUUUAUCAUCAAAUACCAUAGUACACUUAUUUUUUUCGAGCCAAAUAAUUUACUUGAUAGGUUGUGCUACUCCAAACAGUGUAGGUAGCCAUUCCUAGCUUGUUGUGCCUGAAGAUGGACUUGAUUCAAAUGGUUUACAUGUUUUGUAGUGAAGGGGUAUGUUACAGUACUUCCACCUUUGCUGUUUAUUGGCCCUAACUACUUAGUUUCAGGCAAAGUUAACCUUUUUUUUCUCCUGUGUAUCCUUAAGAUGGCAGAUAUGGAAAAGCACCAGACUCGGGUAUUAGUGUUAGAAAAUGUUCUUAAGUGCUGUUACGUUGUUGUUACCUAUUCUGUUGGACAUGGUAGGAGAUAUUUUCUCUUCCUACGUUAAUGUAAGGGGAAGGGUAUUUUUGGACAUUACCAGCUGAGAUGGGUGGGAUACCUGCCUUUCCUUUGGUUGUUUAGAGAGCUGUCACCACUUUAGAACUAGGAUGUGCGGCUUCUCAAAGCUCAUGUUAAGUUUAUAGUAGACAGUUUGAUGCAGGGUAAUUGUCCUUGGUUUUUGACCUGAAAAAAUUAAUGGAAUGCUCUUUCCUUCCCGAAUUUUAAGAAGUGGUGACAGAUGUCAUAUCCAUUUAUUUAUUUAAACUCUUCUUUAAGUUUAAUAUCUCUUCUCAGGGUUUUAACUCCAUGUUUACCAUCAUUUGCAAAAAAAGGUACCAAAAAUCCAAAAAUAAAUAUGGAACACAUUCAUAAACACACAUUCUUUUUGUAAAAUGAUACUUUGACCAUUUAGCUUUCACCAAUAGAACUAUUCUUAUCUCUUUAGACUGAAUUAAUAACUUCGUUAAUGAUUGGCUAGGCAACUAAUUACCAAUUUUUCAUUUUGUCCAAAAUGGUUAGAGCCUUGUUUACAGAAAAAGUAUUCUGGUUUCAUCUGAAAAAAACAAAACAAAACAAGAAUUGACCUGGUGACUUUGAAGGCAUGAUUGACAAUGGUAGCUUCUCAAGUUCUGAAGUAAAACUAAGGGAUUACAGAGAGAAUAAUUUUUAUGGUGUUUUUUGGUCAUGGUGCUAUUCUUAAGUUUAACUUUGAAUAUGUGACACACACUCCUAAAUACCUUUAAGGAAAAUUAAUAAAUAAUGGUUCAAAAUGUUUACAUUGAGCACUAGAAGGCUUGACUUUUUUCUACUUGUCUUUAUGCGGUAGUGCACAAGGAUUUAACGCACAGGUGUACUUGACUGUGUUUGGGAUCGGUCUGAACGUGGACUGACCCAGGAGUGCUGAAGCUUUCCAUUGCACUUGAAGUAACCUAAUGGUAUAUGAUAAAGACUACUGUGGUUGUAUAUAUCCAAAGUCCUAUGCUUUUAUUCAUUUACGGUUUAAACAAAAAGGUUUGAGCUACUUAGAUUUGAUUUUUGAUUUCUUUGAAAGGCUAAUUUUACCAAGCGUAUUAAGAAAAAAAGUUUUCAUUUAGAAAGUAGGUGAGAUUUUAAAAGCAUUUUUCCAUAUCCUACUUAUUUAAAAAGGGUAUGCUGACAAUGUAUAGUAAUUUCUGAAUAAAAGGAAAGUUUAUCCCUAGAUUUCUAGGGUGGUCAUUCUCCCUUUUUUAUUUUAGGGUAAAAUCUCUGAUUAAAUCCUUUCUCAAUUUAAUAAUCCAUAGAAAAGAAUAAAGCAGCUACAGCUUCUAAGUUAGAAAACAAAAGUUUCUUUUAAAUAGUAGAGAGUUGUACCUGAAAAGGGAAUUAGUUUUUUAAUAAGUGGGAGGAAAGACCUUCUGUUUUAGGAAAAUGCACUUCAAAACCUAGAAAUGCAAAUGGGAAAAGGAGACACAAACCAAUAAAAAUACUGUCCGAGGGGUACUCCUGUCCAAAAACAACAACACACGUCACCAUUCUUCCCACUCCAUUGGUUGAUGACGUUGUAAGUAAAAACUCAAAUUUAG
Molecule: messenger RNA, 10236 nt
Organism: Phyllostomus discolor (pale spear-nosed bat)
Lineage: Eukaryota; Metazoa; Chordata; Mammalia; Chiroptera; Phyllostomidae
Gene: BRWD1
Product: bromodomain and WD repeat domain containing 1
Exons: 41
Coding region: 287-7129 (2280 amino acids)
Biological process (GO): cytoskeleton organization; regulation of cell shape; regulation of transcription by RNA polymerase II
Cellular component (GO): nucleus
Molecular function (GO): protein binding
Source: RefSeq, a predicted model, not a curated record